CGGGAAUAAACCACCAGGAUGAAUCAAAUGUUUGCAACAUUGAUACUAUUUGUGCUCUUCUGUGUAAGAGAGCUACAAGCAGAAAGUACCAGACAGUUUCAGACGUACCACGACAGUACAGGUCCAACGUUCAAAUUGACAAACACACCCUGUCAGCAAACAAAUAACAUACUGGACGUCAUCAUAAACUGUACCCGGGUUUCAUUGGAUCGUGUUAAUUCAAGUUGGUUUCCUCUAAAUACAACCGUUAUUUACUUGGAUUACAAUCUUUUGACUGAAAUAAAAAACGAAACGUUUAAAAACUUAACACAGUUACGUUUUUUAAGUAUAAGGUAUAAUAAAAUAUACAAGAUACAUACAAAUGCAUUUUCUGGCCUUACGAAUCUGGAAGUCCUAAACCUAGAGUAUAAUGCUCUGGAGUUUGAUAACAACAGCUAUCCAGACGGCAUAUUUUCUGUACUCAUUAACUUAAAGGAACUCUAUCUGAGACAAGACACAAAUUACAUCAAGAGUGAAUACCCUUCAUGUUUUCUUUGUCCACUAACAAAUUUGACCACUCUGUCUAUAGACAGUAUAGGAGAAACGGUCAACUUAGGACCAGAGUUUAAAAAACUUGGUAAACUCACACAUUUUGUUUUGAAUGUUUGUUCCAAUUCUAUUUCUGAAAGCGCGUUUAAAAAUUUAAAUCAUUUAACGGACUUAACAAUAGAUGGCUCGGAUACCUUUUCUAAUUUUAGCAAUACGGCCCUCGCCUAUUUACCUUUGUUAGAUAGCUUUACGCUCAUGUCUACAAAUUUACGAAAAAAAGAAGCCUUACAUAGCCUCAAACCACUAGUAGGAAGAAAUAUGACUUCGAUCAGAUUUUUAAGAGUUAUUUUAGGUUCCCAUUCAAAAUAUUCUAGUUAUACAUUGCAAGAAUGUGUGCUUGAUUUAGAUAAAACGAAGUAUCUAAUCCAAAUUUGUGUCCGUAGUUUUGAGUUCAGUUAUUCCAAUCUAAUUAUUCUUGAUCAGAAUGCUUUAAUUAGUACAACAUGGAGUUCGUGUUUAGAAUAUUUGAACUUAUCUCAUAAUAUGUGGAUUGGAAAUAACAUAGCGUUUAUUAGAUUAUUCACUUUGAGAAGGUUAGAGAAUAUCUACGUCGAUAGAAAUUUCUACGGACCUACCACACCACGUAAGUUUGAAAUAUCUGACUACUAUCUUUCUGAAAAUAAACAUCUACACCAGUUAAAGUCCAAGGAAACGGAAAAUAUAAUUUGUUAUGAAACGGAUGUUAAGAGAAAAAACAAGACGAAAUUUAAAGGUCUUAUAUUUUAUGGAUCAAAAUCAUUGAAAUAUCUUAACGUCAGAAAAUCGAUUGACAGCGCUAGAUUAAAUAUUAAUAUCUCGUUUGUUGGGAUGGAAAAUCUAGAAUACCUUGAUUUCACUGAUAACGGAUUUAAGGCCGCUUCAGGAAAAUUUGAAGGUUUAACAAAACUUAAAACAAUAUUAGCUUCAGGAAACCAAUUAUCAGAUUUUUCUCCAACAUUUUUAGAUUCAGUCCCAAAUGUCGAAAAUUUAGCUUUGGCAAAUUCUAAAUUUGACUUAAAUAGUUUUCAAUCUAACAGCUCAAGAAUUUUUCUGAAUUUAAAAUCGCUGAAGCGUCUAGAUUUAUCUUUAAAUUCUCUGAGUUUUCUCGCACCAAACACUUUUUCUACUAACCCUAACCUGACAGAACUUUAUCUGGUAACCAACAGGUUUACUGAAAUUCCUUUCAAUCUUAAGCUGACACCAAACUUGCGUGUACUUGACCUUAGGGAAAAUGCUAUUUCGACAUUUGAGGAAGACAUAACAUUUGGACUUGAUGAAUUGGCUCAGAAAAAUGGAAAAUUCAUACUGCGCUUAGCAGGAAACGAUUUAUUAUGUGCCUGUGUGAAUUUCUUUUUCGUCAAGUGGAUUCUUACAACAAAUGUAGAAAUAGAUUUUGAUUCUAAUUUGUUGUGUGUCAACGAAUCUGGUUUGUAUUCUCAUCUAGAUAAACAUUUGAAUAUUGGUACGUUUUGGCGUCAGUGUAUGGGUCAGCAAUAUCUUUAUUUCUCUGUUGUUAUUUUGUGCGUCAUCGCUAUAAUAUUUUUGUUGUCUUUUGUCGUCAUGCGGUGUAAGCUAUACAUUGUAGCUUAUGUUGCUCAAAUACUUGGCACUGUACCACGUAGGAGAUUAACAGAUUUUCAAAACCACGUAUUUAUAGUUUCAUCUCCCAACGAAAAUUUUGUUACAGUUUUAGGCAACUACUUAAAGCAAACUUUUUUUCUGAACACUCGAGACUCCAGAGAUCUUGAGCCAGGACGUCCAGAAUAUGAAGAUUUGUUUGCUGAGAUCAACGUCACCUGGCGUGUAAUUCUAGUUGUAACUGUUGAGUUUUUUCACGACAAUAAUUUCCAGUUGCUCUACACCCUGGUGUUGAACAGUAUGUCACAUGACAACCCGGGAAAGGUGCUUCUGCUUUAUGAAAGAAACGUACAGCUAAAUGUGGAUUUAAUUAACGCGAUUGGGGAAGAUAAUAUCCUCGAAGUUCCAUUAUGGCAGAUGACACCAAAUAUGGAUGAGUUUUUGUAUGAUAGAAUUUUUAUUGAUUGUUGAUGUGUGAUCAGUAACAGGAAGACUAUGUAUAUUAAAAUGUGACAUUAAUUUUUUAGGAUAAAAUAGGAUUAUUAAUGCAAUAUAGUAUACUAAAACUUGUCAUUAAAUCUGUGUUCGAAAGUUCAUAAUAACAAAUACAUGAUAACUAAAGCUUUGAAAUUAUAAUUCCCCAUAUUUUCUGGUUUAAAUGUGAUGGAUAAAUGUGUGAAAAAACGUAUUGUCUUUUGUGCAUAGUAUACAUUUUUUGGAAGCGACUAUUAAAGGUUCACAGCGUUGCUGUUUUAAAAUUUUAAUUUAUUUCCUCUCUGCUUUAAAAGUCUACUAAGAAAUGGAAGUACACUGUUUUGUGCAGAAAUUAGCGCAAUUUCGAAUUAUUUUUGCGUGAAUGAAGUCUUUCUGUAUGACCACAGUUUUAUGAUCAACUUCAACAUUUUCUUUAAUAAAAGCUUGGUCUCUCAUGAUAUCUCUUAUUUCACAUUCUUAUCAUCUCUUCUAUGAAGUAUGUCAACAUAAGGGUACCCCAUAACUUUAUCUUAGGUCCAUUCCUCUUUUAUUCAUAAAUAAUAAAUGAUCUUCCAUAGCAUAUUGAGGUUGGUCAGUGGGAAAUGUUUGCUGACGAUAAUUCUUUGCAUGUUUUUGUGAACUGCAUUCAACCAUUUUAGUGCCAGCUACAAAGAAUGAACGCCAACUUGUCAACUGUACAAGAAUAAACAAAACGCAACUUCACUCCAAUAAAACAAUGCUCAUUACUACACAUCAGGAACGUCAAGAUCUUCCAUCUACUUCAUUACAUAUUACUAUAGAAAAUAAAAUACGCGAACAGGUUACCAGCUAUAAAAGAAUGGGGCUGAUAAUAGAUCACAACCUUACCUUGUGCAAACAUAUGCAUACUCUAAAAAUGUCCUUAUUAAAGGCUACGUUUUAAUUAGAUAGGAUAAACAAUUUUGUCUAUUAUCAGAGCACUUGAUUUUUACUAAGCUUUCAUAUAGUCUGUGAGGUUAUGCUUCUAUCUUAUGGAGUGGCAGCUACAUAACAAUACAUCAUCCUCUUUUAACCUACCAAACAAAGGACAUAAGACUGGUGACU
Molecule: messenger RNA, 3702 nt
Organism: Physella acuta
Lineage: Eukaryota; Metazoa; Mollusca; Gastropoda; Physidae
Product: toll-like receptor 13
Biological process (GO): signal transduction
Cellular component (GO): plasma membrane
Molecular function (GO): signaling receptor activity; protein binding
Source: RefSeq, a predicted model, not a curated record